AUGGCGCGCUCCGUCAACACCAAGAUUACCGAGCUAUUCAACAUUAAGAUACCCAUCAUCUCCGCGCCCAUGGCCUACGCGACGACCCCGGCACUUGUCGCGGAGGUCAUCAAGGGCGGUGGGCUCGGCUUCCUCGGUGCAGGCGCUGAGCCGGCGCCCAAGAUCGCACAGGCCAUCGACGAAGCCCGAGCCUUGCUCAGCCCCGAACUUCAGCGCGUCGUUGGCAUGGGCUUUGUGGGCUGGGUCCUCGACAAGCUCAACACCGAUGCCGACCCGCGUUUCCAGGCUGCCCUCGACAAAGCGCCAUCCGCCAUUUUCCUCGCGUACGGGCCCGAUCUGAACAAAUACGUUACGCAGGUCCGCGCCUUCGACGCGUCCAGCGGGCGCAAGACCUUCGUAUUUGUCACUGUUAACACUGUUCAGGAGGCCGUGCGUGCCGCCAACGAUUGGAAGGCCGACGUCCUCGUCGCACAAGGUGCUGAGGCGGGCGGCCGCGGCAGCGUCUACUCACCUCCAACCGCGCAGUUCCUCAAGGACGUGCUCGCGGCGCUGCCCGGCGGGCCCCCGGUCGUCGCCGCGGGUGGGAUCACGACAGGGCAGCAAAUUGCAGCGCAGCUCGCAGCAGGCGCGGCGGGCGUCGUGCUCGGCACGCGGCUGCUCUUCACAGAGGAGUGUAUGUACAGUGACGAGAUGAAGGACGUGCUCGUGCGCGCUGGCCCGGACACUACGGCGCGUAGCACCGCGUAUGACCUUGCGUUCCCCCCGGGCGUGUGGCCGGACGGCAUCCAGGCGCGCUGCGUCAAUAACGCGAUCGUCACCGAGUUUGCGAGCGGCGCGUCCCCCGAGGAGCGCAAGGCGAACAUCGCCAAGGGCGACCGCGACCAUCUCAUUGUCUACGCGGGCGUCGGCGUCGCAGACACCUCGGAGAUAAAGAAAACUGCGGACGUAAUGAAGACUCUGCACGAGGAAACGGUCGCUGCGCUGGAGAAGUCGGCUCCUCACCUGCUCGGGUGA
Molecule: messenger RNA, 1014 nt
Organism: Rhodofomes roseus
Lineage: Eukaryota; Fungi; Basidiomycota; Agaricomycetes; Polyporales; Fomitopsidaceae
Exons: 5
Coding region: 1-1014 (337 amino acids)
Molecular function (GO): nitronate monooxygenase activity
Source: RefSeq, a predicted model, not a curated record